Drosophila takahashii is the source of this 1051-nucleotide messenger RNA. RefSeq names its product eukaryotic translation initiation factor 4E5 (gene eIF4E5). NCBI's taxonomy places the organism in Eukaryota, Metazoa, Arthropoda, Insecta, Diptera, Drosophilidae. Gene Ontology annotation, cellular component: cytoplasm; eukaryotic translation initiation factor 4F complex. The record is from RefSeq and is a predicted model, not a curated record. Gene Ontology annotation, molecular function: translation initiation factor activity; RNA 7-methylguanosine cap binding. Gene Ontology annotation, biological process: translational initiation.
CAAACAACGAGUAGGUGUCAUUGUUUAAUAUUCUUCUUUUCGAUACGUUUCGUUUAGGUCUUAGAAAAAUGUGCUAAAGUAUUUUUGGUUAUCCGUAAGCAAUUCCCACUCGAAUCGCAACUAAAUUCGUUGAGACCACAGCCGUUGAGGUCAACAUAUAAAUUAAAGUAAUCUGUUUGUAGCGAAACAAAACCAUAACCAACAUCAUGGCCAGUGCACAAGUGCAUAGUUUUGAUUUCAAGGAGCAGGAUCAGCAUCAGCAGCUAGAGAAUCCAAAUCAGGAAGGUCUUCCACAGGAGAGCAAGAAUCAGGAGCUUAUCGAUGAGGAGCUAUACCAAGUGGAGUACAAACAUCCUCUGGAGCAUGUGUGGACUUUGUGGUACUUGGAGAACGAUCGCACCAAGCACUGGAAGGACAUGUUGAACGAGAUCACCCAGAUCGACAGUGUGGAGACCUUCUGGAGCUUGUACUAUACCAUCAAGACCCCAUCGGAGCUGAAGAUUGGAUGCGACUACUCCAUGUUCAAGAAGUGCAUAAAACCCAUGUGGGAGGAUGAGGCGAAUAUUAAAGGAGGUCGCUGGCUGGUUACAGUGGGCAAAAGUGCCAAGGUGGAACUGGAUCGCAUUUGGCUGGAUAUUCUCCUGAUGAUGGUGGGCCAGACCUUCGACUAUUCCGAUGAAAUCUGCGGCGCUGUUAUCAACAUACGAGCCAAGAGCAACAAGAUUUCCGUUUGGACCGCCAAUGGCAACAACGAAAUGGCCAUUCUCGAGAUUGGCCAGAAGCUAAAGAUGCUACUGCAUUUGCAAUCCCAUAAUCUGCAAUAUCAACUUCAUUCCGAUGCAAUGUGCAAAAUCAAUUCGGGCGUCAAAUCGGUUUACACUCUCUAAAAGGAGUCAUGAGGUCCUCUUCGUUAUCAUAUUUUUAUUUUUAUACACCAGAUUCGUAUGUGUGGAAAAUUAGAUUGGCUUAGUGUUUAUGAACGAUUACUUGGAAAUGCCUGAACAAAAUUGUUUGAGAAACUAAAUUAAAGAACGAAAUUUCUUACGCUUAA